AUGUCCUGUAGAUGGUACAAAUAUCUGCACAUGAUCUUGUCCCCAACAUCAGACAGAGGGACAGUCAAAGGAGUUGCUCACAAACAGAACUUCUUGAAGAUGAAGACGUUCAGUGUAGCAGUUGCUGUGGCCAUCACGCUGACAUUUAUUUGUGUUCAGGAGAGCUCUGCUGCUCCUCUACCUCAGGGAUUUGAGUGGCCACCACCUCAGUUACCUUCCUUUGACUUUGGCAUUCGAGAACCAGAGCCUUCCUUCUCUGACAAGAUAAUGGAUCGUAUCAACAACCAUGAUACACCCUGUGGCCCAUAUGUUGGUGGUGGGGGUAUUGGCAUAAGAUGCCGAUGGUGAAGAUUCCUGCUGCAACAAAGAUCACAUUUUGUCUUUAAGCAAAUGUCACCAAUGAUGUAGCGUAAUCAAGUUUCCUUUUUGGAUUCUGUCAUUAAUGUGAUAAUAUUUUCUGUCAUUUUGUGGCAAUAAAGCACAAAUAAGAAUGAAGAUCAGCAAAUAUUAAA
Molecule: messenger RNA, 512 nt
Organism: Cheilinus undulatus (humphead wrasse)
Lineage: Eukaryota; Metazoa; Chordata; Actinopteri; Labriformes; Labridae
Product: hepcidin-like
Exons: 4
Coding region: 1-348 (115 amino acids)
Source: RefSeq, a predicted model, not a curated record